AAAUGAAAGCAUUCAUCACAUUAUCACUUUUGUAUUUGACAUUGGCCAAGUAAUUAAGAGUCAUGAUAAAAUAGCUAAGGAAUUUUGUCAGUACCUGGAGAAUCUGUACAUGCAUUCUAAUCAGUUAUUGUUGGUUUAUCAGAAGUGGCAUCAAAAGACUUUAAUUUCCAAUAACUAUUCGUUGCUCUUGAUGAACUAGCUGAAUCCUUCAAAGCAAGAAAGAAUGAAGAAAAUGCAUUCUAUGAAUAAGAAUAUCAAUAAUAUUAAGCAGAUGUUCAAUACUAUUAAAAUCAAAUAACAGACUUUAAAAAUAAGGUAAUUGUGGAAACCUAUAGAUUCAGAUUGCUUAAUUAGAAAUCGAUGUUAAGGAUUUAACAGAUGAAAGAAGUAGAUUGCAAUAAUUUUUGACUGAAGCUAAAUAAGAUCUUUAUGAAGCAACUAAAUUAUUUAAUGCUAAGGAAGCUUAAAUCAAUUCAGAUAAAUCAACAUUUACUAGAUAAUUCAAUGAAUAUGCUGAUACUAUUGCAGUUUUAGAUUAGGCUAUUGCAUUAUUAAAUGAAGUCAAAGAUGAAACAUCACUCUUAUAAAAAGCUGAUAAUAUUAAAGAGGUUUCAUUAAAAAUGCAUAAUCAGUAAUUAUUAUUAAUAUCUAUUUUUUAAGUCUUAAAUAAUUGUCAUCUAAAAGAGUCUUUUAUCAACCAUUAGUUAAGGCUUUAACAUAAAUUGCUUAAAAUAAUUAUGUUGAUUAAGAAAACUUAAAUAAAGUUAUUAAUUACAUGAACUAAUUAAGAUAAUCUUUGAUAGAUGGACAAACAUCUUUAUAAAAUCAAUAUGAUUCAUAAUCUAAAUUACAAUAAGAUAUUUUAUCAGAAAUCUAAGCUAAAAUCACUGGAAUUAGGGAUGUUUUAAUACCUUUAUUAUAAUCUGAAAUUGAAACUAAGGAUGGAGAAAUUAAAGCACUUAAUGCAAUCUUAAAUGAUGCAAGACUCAAUUUAGCUGAAGCUGAAGAUAAUCUUUCUGCCACUUAAAAUAGAUGGAUUGAAAGGUACAUCAUUUAUUUUAUUUAAGAACUGCAUCACAUAAUACCUUAAUCUAAUAAUAUGAUAAUGAGUUAUUAGCAAUUAAGGAUGCUGAAAAUGCUUUAAAAAAGGGAGGCAUCUUUAGAUAGUGAUAUAAACACCAAUAAUACCCUUC
Molecule: messenger RNA, 1193 nt
Organism: Paramecium sonneborni
Lineage: Eukaryota; Ciliophora; Oligohymenophorea; Peniculida; Parameciidae
Source: the annotation of a GenBank genome assembly